GGACCCAACAAACCCAAAACUCUGCUCACACAUCAGAUAAAUAUCAUCGCCUCUCUCGACUCGACAGCAUGCUAAUUAAACUGUUGCCGUUUCCCUUUGGACCCGAACAAGUGUCCUCGCGCUGAUUAGUUUCGAUUGGUUUAUCCGGGAUCUGCGAGAAGUACCCGAUUCCCGAGCCGGCGAGCGUCAUGAAAAACCCGUGAGUGGUGUCGAAGCGGUCGUCAGCGGCGACGCACUCGCAGGCAAUCAGACUUGAUUAGCGGGUUUUUCACGGCCGCCCUCGUACGCUGAAAUAAAACGCGUCUGCCUCCGCUCUGCGUGCUCCGCAUCGAUCCACGUUAUUGAUCGUGGCCCAAUUCAGCCUGCCUCUUUUUAUGCUAGCCAGACAAUAGCAUUUGGGACGUUGUAUCGGACGUGAACGGUUAGCAGGUGGUUAUUGAGCAAAAGGUUCGAAUUGGGGAUUGACGGAACCUUUUGAAAAUUGCUCGCCUGAAGACGUUUUGCCUGAGCCACGUGAAAUUUGUGCAGGACGAGUCGUCACCAAAAGCCACGUCUGCCGUUUUGCUUUGACACGCAGCGUUUUGCGGCUCAUUUUCCAGGGGACUUAGCGUCGGAAUUCAUUUCAGUUGACAUUUGUCGAUAGUUAGCGAGAAUUAUCGAUAAAGGGGUUGUAAUUGCUGAUUUACCGCAUGAUUAACUCAUUGAAAGCUACAAGAAGGAUGUGAACCGUGUUCCCGCUUCCCGCUCGACGGACCUUUUUGUAUUCAUACAGACGCUGGUGUAUGGGUUUCUUUUUUUGGGGGGAGGAAGAGUAUGAUGGCGGCACCGUAGCCGAGCGAGGUAAGCGGCCAGGGAAGUGACCCAGAUAGAGAGAAGGGAACUGUGUGUUGUUUCCAGCAUUGGCGCUGCGUUUGGGGACGUGCUGGGCCAUCUGGCUGCUCUGUAAUUGGGUUGAAGGUUUACAGCCGAUGGAGCGGAUUCUGUUCUUCGACUAUUCUUUCUGUCUGCGUUGUAUAUCUUUUUCAUGAUUUCAUUAUAUGCAGACGGCCGUGCCUUGACUUCCUCGAGUGUCCCAACGUUGGAGUUUUUUGAGUCACAAGUCAUCACUUGCAUGGCUCGGCAAGAUGAACGAGAGUCGGAGGGAAGCGCUGGCGGCGGCUCCCGCGCCCACCGCCUCCUCCUCCUCCUCUUCCUCGUCGUCCGGCAACACCACCAACAUGGCGGGCGGCCCCGGCGCCGGGCCCAAGGACGAGGCCUUCUCCAAGCUGAAAGACAAGUUCAUGAACGAACUCAACAAGAUCCCACUGCCGUCGUGGGCCAUCGUGUCCAUCGCCUUCGUGGCCAUCAUCCUGGUGCUGGCCUGCUGCUUCUGCGUGUGCAAAAAGUGGAUCUUCAAGAAGAAGAACAAGAAGAAGGGCAAGGACAAAGGCAAAAACGCCAUCAACAUGAAGGACGUCAAGGACGGGGCCAAAACCGAGGCCUUGAAGGAUGAGGAGGACGCCGAAACGGGCCUGACGGAAACGGAGAAAGAGGCCGAGCCCAAGGAAGACCAGAAACUGGGCAAAUUACAGUACUCGCUGGAUUACAAUUUCACCGAGAACACGCUCAUCGUGGGGAUCAUUCAGGCGGCCGAGCUUCCCGCCAUGGACAUGGGCGGCACGUCCGACCCCUACGUCAAGGUUUACCUGCUGCCUGACAAGAAGAAGAAGUUUGAGACCAAAGUCCACCGCAAGACCCUCAAUCCUGUCUUCAACGAGCAGUUCACCUUCAAGGUUCCCUACGUGGAGCUGGGCGGGAAGACCCUGGUGAUGACGGUGUACGACUUUGACCGCUUCUCCAAGCACGACGCCAUCGGCGACAUCAAGGUGCCCAUGAACAAGGUGGACUUCAGCCACAUCACAGAGGAGUGGCGAGACCUGCAGAGCGCCGAGAAGGAGGAGCAAGAGAAACUGGGCGACAUCUGCUUCUCGCUGCGCUACGUGCCCACCGCCGGCAAGCUCACCGUGGUGGUCCUGGAGGCCAAGAACCUGAAGAAGAUGGACGUGGGUGGCCUUUCGGAUCCGUACGUGAAGAUCCACCUGAUGCAGAACGGCAAGCGACUGAAGAAGAAGAAGACCACCAUCAAGAAGAACACGCUCAACCCCUACUACAACGAGUCCUUCAGCUUCGAGGUCCCCUUCGAGCAAAUCCAGAAGGUGCAGGUGGUGAUCACGGUGCUGGACUACGACAAGAUCGGCAAGAACGACGCCAUCGGCAAAGUCUUCGUGGGCCUCAACAGCUCGGGCACGGAGCUGCGCCAUUGGUCCGACAUGCUGGCCAAUCCCAGGAGACCCAUCGCCCAGUGGCACGUGCUCAAGCCCGAGGAGGAGGUGGACGCGCAGCUUUCCACCAAGAAAUAGGCAGGCCCCCCCCCCGCCCCCUCCCUCGACUCUUCAACCGCCCCGCGCCCCCUCCUCGCCUCGCCCGUCGCCUCCUCCACGCUCCUGCCUUCUAGUGGAAAGGGGGUGGGGGGCGGCAAGGUAUGACGUGGGGGGCACACGAGGCCCUCCAAGUAUUUAUUGCGUCAGGAACACUGGUAGACACAUUUUGACGGAACCUUUUCUUCCAUUUUGUGACCUGUCUUGAAAUUAUGCUUUGAUCAAAUCGUUGGUUAAAUGUUGCUUUUGUGUGUGUGUGAGUGAUGACAUUGUCAAACAAUUGAACGCAUACGUUCCCCCCAAAAAUAGGAAAUAGUGGGUCAUCUCAUUUAUUGGAAAUCAUCAGAUCAUGAUAUACAUUUUCCAUGUCCAUUUGUUAACAAGAUUGAUUUUACAAAUGAAAAUAAUUCUCAUCACUGAAUAGAAAUUAAAAAUGACUAUUUUUUUUUUGAGAAUGCAGAUGUUCUGCUAUUUGCGAGAAAUCAAAAUGUGGCCCCUGGAGCAACAAACACUGCCUCCCCUCAUCCCUUCCCUUUCCUGCCCCCCCCCCUCUUCAAUUGCCAGUCUGUGUAAAUACCUCAGUGAUAGCCACGCCUCCAUAUCCUCGCCAUCAGGGUCUCUCUCGUCGCUUGGUCGUCCCCCCCGUCAGCCCUUUGGCCAGGCCCUGCCCCAGCCCCUCCUUCUUUUAAGCAAUAUGAUGUGUAGAGACGACAGCAUAGCGCAUGACUGACACACUUGUACAUAGAUGACGUCCAUCCGUCCGUCCAUCCGCGCGCUGUACUGUAAACUGUAUACGUGAUGCAGGCCCACACAUUUCCAGUUGACGUGUUUCUAUGUUGUUCUAGCUGGA
Messenger RNA from Hippocampus comes (tiger tail seahorse), 3267 nucleotides. RefSeq names its product synaptotagmin Ia (gene syt1a). The record is from RefSeq and is a predicted model, not a curated record. Gene Ontology annotation, molecular function: phosphatidylserine binding; SNARE binding; clathrin binding. The transcript has 9 exons. Lineage: Eukaryota; Metazoa; Chordata; Actinopteri; Syngnathiformes; Syngnathidae. The coding region runs from base 1125 to 2399 and encodes 424 amino acids. Gene Ontology annotation, biological process: calcium ion-regulated exocytosis of neurotransmitter; synaptic vesicle endocytosis. Gene Ontology annotation, cellular component: exocytic vesicle; synaptic vesicle membrane; dense core granule.